This is a messenger RNA of Fusarium subglutinans, 798 nucleotides long. Its product is annotated as YPC1-alkaline ceramidase. The transcript is spliced from 6 exons. Gene Ontology annotation, cellular component: endoplasmic reticulum membrane. NCBI's taxonomy places the organism in Eukaryota, Fungi, Ascomycota, Sordariomycetes, Hypocreales, Nectriaceae. Gene Ontology annotation, biological process: ceramide biosynthetic process; ceramide catabolic process. The coding region runs from base 1 to 798 and encodes 265 amino acids. The record is from RefSeq and is a predicted model, not a curated record.
AUGUUCGAGAACCUCAGUCCCCGUAUUCCAUACCCUCCACCACAAGAAGGAUUUUGGGGCCAGCCAACUUCCACCUUGAACUGGUGCGAAGAAGACUACGUCAUUAGCCAUUACGCUGCUGAAAUCACCAACACUUUGACCAACGCCUUAUUCAUCGCGCUUGGCGUUCGAGGAGUGCGGAAUUGCCUCAAGUACCAACAUGACACGGUAUUUGUCAUCGCAUACCUGGGCUAUUUGCUGCUGUUCAAGUUCGCUGACAGGAACCUAGACCCCAUGCAGCUCGUAGAUGAGCUUUCCAUGAUCUAUACAACAUCCAUCCUCUGCUAUGCAAUCUUCACACACGACAGGUCUCGCUUGUUCUCGAUCUUCCUCGGGAUCGGACUCUUUCUGCUUUCUGUCUCCAUCACAGCAUAUUACCACUACAUUCAAAACCCCGCAUUCCACCAGAAUGCCUUUGGCAUCCUUUUCCUUGCCACAGUGUUCCGGAGUCUGUACACGAUGGAAGCAAUUUUGCGUCCCACGUUGCGGGAGAAGUACGCAAACAAACCCCAACGGACUUUGCUGUCAGACAAGGAAGCCCGAAGAGAUCAGGUUAUUAUUCGUGAAAUGCGAUGGAUUAUCGCCAUGGGGUUCAUCACAUGUGCCGCAGGUAUUGCCGCCUGGAAAUUUGACAACAUACGGUGCGGUGAUCUCGUCCGAUGGAGACAUCAGCUAGGAUUGCCAUGGGGCAUACUCCUAGAAGGCCAUGGGGCACCUGAUGACUGGCCUGGUUCGAGUUUGGGAAAGAAGGAGCUGUAG